Messenger RNA from Saccostrea cuccullata (small rock oyster), 929 nucleotides. Its product is annotated as calcyphosin-like protein. The coding region runs from base 64 to 693 and encodes 209 amino acids. Lineage: Eukaryota; Metazoa; Mollusca; Bivalvia; Ostreida; Ostreidae. Gene Ontology annotation, molecular function: calcium ion binding. The transcript is spliced from 4 exons. The record is from RefSeq and is a predicted model, not a curated record.
CUGUGCUACAGGUAAAUUAUGUUUACCAAUCGAUUUUUCUAGAUUUCGCGGUAGAAAAUAAAAAUGGCGUGCACAGCCGAGGAGGAGGCCCAUCUUAAACAGACGGCGGAGCAGGGUUUCAGAAGUUCUACGUCCCCAAUCCAAAAGCUUCGGUAUGCCUGCCUGAUGCGUGGGGCGAACGGAAUCAAAGGUUUAGGCAGAAGUUUCCGAAUAAUGGAUGACGACGGAAGUAAGACGUUGGAUUUCCGUGAAUUUCGAGACGGUCUUCGUGACUACGGACUUCGAGAACUGGACGACCAAACAAUAGCAGACGUUUUUAAGGAACUGGACAAAGACGGAAGUGGGAAACUGAGCUAUGACGAGUUCUUAGUGGCUAUCAGGGGACCAAUGAACAAAACUCGUGAGGAAUAUGUAAAACAGGCAUUCAAAAAGAUGGAUGCUACCGGUGACGGUCAGAUAACAAUCGAAGACAUCCGAAGGUUAUAUGACGCCAGUCAACAUCCAAAGUUCAUGAGUGGCGAAUGGACAGAGGAUCAGUGUUUCCGACAUUUCCUGAAUUCCUUUGACAGCCCCGGAAAUCCAGACGGAGUGGUGACCUGGGACGAAUUCCUAAACUACUACGCCGGCGUCAGCGCCUCUAUUGAUGAAGACGGGUACUUCGCCACAAUGAUGAAGCGCGCCUGGCGACUGUAAUAGUUAACAUUUCCUGACACUAGUAGCACGUGGUUCCGUCCGUAUACAGACUGGUGGACAGCUUCAGGAGUAGACAGAUAUACAUGUUUAUAAUUUAUGUAUGUGAUAUAUACAGACUAUGCAGAUCUGAGGACGCCGUCCUAAUUAUAAUCAAAACUUGUUGAUCUUUACCUGUUUUUAAUAUGAAGUUUAUAUUAAUGUUAUAUUCAAAUAAAUAUACAUGGUUAACCUUUUGA